AUGUCAGUUGUUUUUAAAUUUUGCCCUGGCACACACCUACAACACUACAAAGGCCACCAUGAACCGUGAGACCUAUGAGCCCAACGAAAUGGAUGCGGAGUUCGAAAGCUUUUGGGACAAGGUCAGUUGCUUCGCGGCCAACACAUUCCCCUUCGAGGAGCGGUGCGAUUUCGUGAUGAAGGCCAAGGAUUGCAACCGGAGCACCAAUGUACUGCCCUAUAUGAGGAUCCUGGCUUGCCACCUGAAGUGCAUUAAUGAAUUCGAGCAGUUGAUCUACAUCACUUUGUUUGUUGCGCUAUGUUUUCAGAUACUAGUCCUACUGAUCUACGUGUGCAACAACUACUACAGUCCUGCUCUGAAGGCCGUGUCGAAGUUCCUCCAUAUGAACGAGCAUGUGGCGGGCGUGACCUUGUUGGCCUUCGGGAACAGCUCCGCCGACCUGUUCUCCAACCUGGCCAGCGUUGGGUCGAAUGUGCCUGUGUUCGCCAACGCUUUGGCCGCUGCCCUGUUUGUGUCCAUGGUUUCUGGUGGCCUGGUCUGCUACAUGAGUCCCUUCAAGAUGAACGCCUACGAAAGUGUUCGGGACAUUUUGUUUCUUAUUUUCGGCUCGUCGCUGCUUCAAUAUUUUCUGUCAACCGACAACCGAGUGACUGAGCCUGAACUUAUUGGUAACCGGGAAAUCAAUUUGCUUAAUUUUCUAGUAUACAUUUUCCCCUACCAUUUAGUUAUGUUUCUGGUGUACGUAUCCUACUUGUUUGUGAAUGUAGCGGAUGUCUACCUAAUUCGGAGGGCCUUAAACGCAACGAAUGCUCAAAUCGAUGCUAUCAUGGAGGAAGAACUGACCCCGGAAAGACGAAGGCAGCUGAGCAUGCUGGAAAAAGAUCAGGCGGCUUAUAGCCGGAAUGCGGAAGUGGAGAUUUUCGAGAGGAGCAGUUCGGGACCCAACAUCAACAAAAUACGGUACACCACCAUGCGAAUGGCACGCAAUACCCGAGUGAGCGUCAACCAAAAAAAAACUCGAAAUGUGAGGCACAACCAGACGCUGGGAAAGAACUGGGGACUGUUCAAAGAGUUCUUCCUGGCCCUGAGGCCCCUGAGCUGCAAGAAGUGGCAGAAGGCCAACAUGAUCGAGCGGGCCUUGAUGUUGACCCAGAUUCCGUGUGUGUUGCUAUGCAGCAUCUAUAUCCCCCUGGUCGACUACGAACUGGAUAAACACGGCUGGAACAAGCUGCUGAAUUGCUUUCAAGUAAUGUUCAAUCCGGCGUGCACCAUUAUUGUCAUCAAAGCUUUGAUUAGCUCCAAUGGCAACACCCUGUGGUACGUGGCCAUAGGCGAUGAGUACGUUUAUGGACUCUACUCCCUGCCUUUUACCAUGCCAAUAGCCCUCUUUAUGUUCAUCCAAUCCCGAACCGACAUGCCACCAUUUUACCACUCGAUGUUCACCGUAAUGAACCUGACUGGGUCCAUGUUCAUGAUCUUUGCCUGUGCCACGGAAAUAGACAAGGUCCUGGAAGUGAUUGGCCAUUUGAUGGACGUCGAGGACGACUUCAUGGGCGCCACGGUGAAGGCCUGUACGGGCAGCCUGGGCCCGCUCAUUGCCAACAUCGCGAUGGCCUUGCACGGCUACCCGAAGAUGGCCUACGCUUCUGCCAUCGGGGGACCCUUCUUCACCGUCGUCUUGUCCUCGAGCACUGUGCUGCACGUCAGAAAUCUGUUCGGCUACAAGGUCACGCUACUAAGCCAGACGGGCAAUUACGGUGGAAACGCUUUCAUUUUUCUGAACAUUGGCCUUUUCUCCGCACUGCUCUGGUCCACAACGUUGGGAUUUUUCGCCCGGCGCUCCAUGGGCAUCUUUUGCGUGGUCUUCUACUGUAUCUAUCUGACUUUUGCCAUCUUGAUUCAUGGAAAAGUGAUUCAUUCGUUUUCCGUGGACAUGCCACUUCAAGCUGCUUUCGGUGAUAUCUAGACUGACAGAAAUUGUAUCAGUGUGUUAUUAUAAAAAUAAAUAAUAACUU
Molecule: messenger RNA, 2015 nt
Organism: Drosophila rhopaloa
Lineage: Eukaryota; Metazoa; Arthropoda; Insecta; Diptera; Drosophilidae
Product: mitochondrial sodium/calcium exchanger protein
Exons: 6
Coding region: 59-1966 (635 amino acids)
Biological process (GO): monoatomic cation transport; transmembrane transport; intracellular calcium ion homeostasis
Cellular component (GO): membrane
Molecular function (GO): calcium:sodium antiporter activity
Source: RefSeq, a predicted model, not a curated record